This is a messenger RNA of Cylindrotheca closterium, 1146 nucleotides long. Lineage: Eukaryota; Bacillariophyta; Bacillariophyceae; Bacillariales; Bacillariaceae. The record is from the annotation of a GenBank genome assembly.
AUGAGGGCAUCUUACUUCAGAAUAUCGAAAACUCUGACAGUUUGUGUUUGUCAAUUUAUCAGGCCAACAGCAGCUUUUCAAUCGGCUCUAUAUUCGAGUGAUGCGGGAAGAAUCUUCGAGGCGGAAUCAAAACCAUCAGUGGCCGUCGUCGGUGUGGGUGCAGUAGGAGGAUAUUACGGGGCGAGAUUGUGGGAUUGUGGUGCCUAUGAUGUCAAGUUUCACAUGCGUGGAGAUAACUUUUCACAAUGCAAAAAGAACGGCCUCGACGUUAAAUCAGUACAUGGCGACAUCCAUAUUCCUUCCGAUCAGCUUCAAGCGUAUACGGAUACGAGUGAAAUAGGGAAGGUGGACUGGGUAGUUGUUGCUCUAAAAUCGACAUCUUUGAAUGCUAUACCUUCUCUAGUUUCGCCACUGCUGGACCCGGAAAGAACUAGAAUCAUUGUUAUUAUGAAUGGCUUGAUUGAAAAUGACUUGAUAAAAAUGUUAAAAGAAUUCCACGGGGAAAACGUGGACGAUGAAGAACUGAAUUUUUGUAAAGCUCUAUACGGAGGGAUGGCGCUCCUAUGCUCCAAUCGUGUUGCUCCUGGCUCAAUCGAACACUCGUUUGCCAGUCUUUUAUCCUAUGGAGUCGCGGCUCAUUCGGCAGACACGACUGUUAAGGAGAGUUUAGACAACUGUCAAGAGUUUUGGAAACCUGUCAAAAACGUAGAGACUCGCCUAGAACUGUCGCUGCUUGGGGGUCGAUGGAGAAAGAAUGUUUGGAACUUACCAUUCAAUGGAAUCAGCGUGGCAAUGGGAGGGAUAACAGUCGACAAAGUGGUUGAAGAUGAAGGAUUGCGAAAGUUAGCUUACGAAGUCAUGGAUGAAACGAUUGCAAUCGCAAAUGCUGAACUAGAGAAGCAUGGCUAUGACUCGUCUCUCUUUCUCGGAGAUGAAGAUAAGGAGAAGAUGUUCGAUCUGAGUGAUAACAUGGGACCAUACAAAACAAGCACCAUGAUCGAUUUGACGGAAAGAAGGCCAAUGGAGGUUCAAUAUCUGUUUCAAGAACCCUUGAAAAGAGCUCGUUCCUUGGGGGUCGAUGUUCCUCACCUGGAGACUAUUGUUGCACAAAUUUGUGCCCUCCAAAAGUGGCAUGGACUAUUCUAG